Molecule: messenger RNA, 2103 nt
Organism: Chironomus riparius
Lineage: Eukaryota; Metazoa; Arthropoda; Insecta; Diptera; Chironomidae
Source: the annotation of a GenBank genome assembly
AUGCACUUAAAAGAAAUGUCAAACGAGGUGAAAUUACAUGGAAUCAAGUGCUAUAAUAUACAGGCAAGAGGAAUCAAGCAUUUUUCGUACUGUCGUGAGCUAAAAAAGUUGGCAGUAUUAAGGAAUGAUUUCAGCAUAGAAAUAUGGAAUUUUAUUGGUGCUCCAUUUAUAGAGCGCGUUGUUACUGGAAGUACUGAUUGUUUUAUAGAACAAGUUUGUUGGGUUGCUGAAAGAUUAUUCGCAAUUUCAGUUUCUGGAGAAGGAAUAAUUGAAUACGAUUUAAAAACACUGUCGAAAAAGAGAAACUUAUUGCUUACAGGCGACAAAGGAAUUUGCCUAGAUUAUCAUAAGAAAACAGAGAGAAUUGCCAUUGGAACUGAAGAAGGUUUCAUUAAUGUUUUUGAUGUUAGUGACGAUGAUUUACAGUAUGUCAAAGUUUUGGAUAGACAAGAUCACAGAAUAGUCUGUUGUAAAUUUAAUGAUACAGGCGAUUGUAUAAUUUCCGGAUCAAUUGAUGCUGUAAAAAUUUGGAGCCUGAAAACUGGUCAUGUAAUACACAAAAUGAGUACUGGAAGAGCUGAACAGCAUCAAGAAACGAUUGUUUGGUGCGUAGAAGUGUUAAAGGAUUUCACAAUUAUAACUGGAGACUCGAGAGGAAGAAUUACUUUUUGGGAUGGAAAUCUUGGUACACAAAUUGAUUGGAUUCAAACGUCCAAUUACGAUUUAAUGUCAUUAACUACUUCUGAAGAUGAAAAUGCAUUUUAUUGCUCUGGUAUUGAGCAAAUUGUUAGGAAGUAUGUUAAAAUUAAAACGACUAAAGACAACACAGAUAUUGAUCAGUGGAUCAGAACUGCAAAGAGGCACAAACUUCAUACACAUGAUAUUUUGACAUUAGCUAGGAUAGACAAUGAGCAAAUAGUAUCAGGUGGAGUUGAUGGAUUUUUAUCAAUUUCGACAGGAGAUUUAAAAAUCGUUGAUAAAAUUGGACCAUUCUUAAAACGUCCUUUUGCUAUAACAGCAGAUGAAUCACGAAUGAUGCUAAUGAUUUACCCGAAUUAUUUGGAAUUAUGGAAAUUGGCAACUCCAAGUGAAAACAUUUCUGAAGAGAAAAGGGAAUCAACAGAAAUUGAGGACGAAGAUGAAAAUGGAUUAGAAAAUUUGAAAUUAUUUUCAAAUGGAAGACAAAGCAAUUUCUAUAAAAUCAGCAAGUACCCUGAAAAGUAUUUAGAGCUCCGAAGUAAACAAGAUGAAAUGGUGGUGUGUGCUGCAAUUUCGAAUAAUGGAAAAUGGAUUGCAUACUCGACAGCAACGUCGGUUAGACUCUUCCAUUUUGACAUCAUUCAAGGCUCAAAACCAGAGCUUAAACGUGUUAAAAAUAUUCCAAACGAACUUACUAAUUGCACUUCUAUGACCUUCUUGCACGAUUCAAAUGCGCUCAUAACAGUAAAUGGCACCACAUGCAUGCUUUUUGAUUUAAGCUCAGGCUUAAUUGAGCAUCAUCAAACAAUCAGUCUUGCUGAAUACCACAAAGACUUAGUUCAUUUAAUGACAGUUUCAAGUUGCUCAAAAUAUUUAGUAUUUGCAAGUUUGUGUAAUAAUGUUAGUAUAUGGAGCUUGAAAAAAGGCAAAUAUGCUUACAGCAACAAUUUACCAAAAUACACAUGUCCACCUACAUCCAUCAAAAUUCGAGUUAAUCAUCCAACACUUGUAAUUGCUUAUGCAGACAAUAGAAUUUUUGAGUAUGAUUUAGAAGAGUUUUAUAUCCAAUUCGGAAUGAAUUUAUCUGAAUCAACAUUUGCUAUACAGGACAUUUGCUUAGACCCAAGGAAUCCAAACACAAUCAUUUUUUCACACAACAAUUCGAUUGUUGUCGUAAAAAAGACUAACGAAUUAGAUGAACAAAAAUGCGGCAAGAGAACCAAAAAGUCUAGUGAAAAUAGAAGCCAUACAUACACUAUGAAGGUGGCUAAAAAGCUCGACACGCACUUAAUUCACCUCUACUGGAUGUCGGAUAAUGAGCUAUUAUCCCUUGAAAUGAAUCCAGUUUCAUUGACAGAGAACCUGCCAGCACCACUGAGAAGAAAAAUAUUCGGAGCUAUGUAA